GGUGCGCUGAGGGCGGAGUGCGCAUGCGCGGACGUCUGUAGCAGAAGUAGAAAUAAAGUGCCCAGAGUGUAAUAACGAGGACACCGCGCUAAUACAGAGCACAGGGCGGCAUGAGGGACCGGACCACCGAGCUUGGGAAUAAUGACAGCGGCUCUGAAAAUGAGGAGAGCAGAGGUUUCCUUAAUUCAGCAGCAAAUGGAAGCAAAGAAGGAGACGACAAAAAUGCCCAAUUACUGGAAACGACUCAAGACAUCAGAAACUCCCUGCAACUCCUGGAAGAAAAGGUGAAGCAGUUGGAAGCCAGCCAAGUGAAAAUUCUCACUAUGCCACUUCCUGAGGACGAUAUGAAGAGAGACUUGGAAAAUCUUCGAGGGGAGAUAAAACGUUUAGCCAAGGACAUUCGCGCUAAAUUGCAAAAGAUCGAGGUAACGGAGGAUGAAGAGUUGGUCAUGACUAAUGUCCAUAUUCGAAUGAGAAGAACGCAGCAUGGGGUGCUGUCUAAGAAGUUCAUUGAGCUGAUUAAUCGGUGUAACAUUGCGCAGACAGAGUACAAAGAGAGAAAUGUCAAGAGGAUCAAACGCCAGCUUCAGAUCACCGGGCACAGCGUUACUGAUGAGAAGUUUGAUGAGAUGUUGGAGAGUGGACAGAUUAACGUAUUCACCUGCAAUAUCCUACAAGACACGCAGGCUGCCAAACAGGCUCUGAAUGAGAUUGAGGCGCGACAUGAAGAGAUCCUAAAGUUGGAGAAGAGCAUUGUGGAGCUUCAUGAGAUGUUCACAUUUCUCGCUAUGGAGGUGGAAGCUCAGGGGGAGACAAUAGAUAACAUUGAGAAAAAUAUUCUGCAUUCCAAAGAUUAUGUGGAGAGUGCCCAAAAACAGCUCACUAAGGCUGUGGAGAAUAAGCACAAAGCAAGAAAGAAGAAAGUCUACAUCGCAAUAUGUGUCUCCGUUCUGCUUCUGGUCAUCAUCCUCAUCAUCAUUGUGACAUUGUUCACUUAAAGGGAUCAGAACCCGCCCUUGCCUUGCUGCUUGCACUGUGACCUCGUACUCCUUCUGCCGUGAUGGCCUCCUGAAAGUAGUUGUCGGGACAUGUUAUGAAGUGUUGGGGUUGAAUGUCCAAUAGCUCUAUACUGGAAGUAGGAGAUUUGGCAAGUGACAGGGAUGGGACUUGCUGUAUAAGAAUAAUUGUUGUGUUUUGUCUUUUUAACCAGGUGUGCCUGCUCUUCAAUGUGCCUUCCUGUGUGUGCUGAUUAAGUGCUUUAUAAAUAAAUAUACCCUCUGUAUAUAA
Molecule: messenger RNA, 1287 nt
Organism: Pelobates fuscus (common spadefoot toad)
Lineage: Eukaryota; Metazoa; Chordata; Amphibia; Anura; Pelobatidae
Product: syntaxin-4-like
Exons: 10
Coding region: 111-998 (295 amino acids)
Biological process (GO): exocytosis; synaptic vesicle fusion to presynaptic active zone membrane; intracellular protein transport
Cellular component (GO): SNARE complex; synaptic vesicle; endomembrane system
Molecular function (GO): SNARE binding; SNAP receptor activity
Source: RefSeq, a predicted model, not a curated record